Bipolaris victoriae FI3 is the source of this 1275-nucleotide messenger RNA. Its product is annotated as glycoside hydrolase family 10 protein. The record is from RefSeq and is a predicted model, not a curated record. The transcript is spliced from 2 exons. Gene Ontology annotation, molecular function: hydrolase activity, hydrolyzing O-glycosyl compounds; cellulose binding. Gene Ontology annotation, cellular component: extracellular region. Bases 1 to 1275 code for a protein of 424 amino acids. Lineage: Eukaryota; Fungi; Ascomycota; Dothideomycetes; Pleosporales; Pleosporaceae. Gene Ontology annotation, biological process: carbohydrate metabolic process.
AUGCACUUCCGCGAUGCAUCCAUCUACAUGGCCGUCGUUGGCUUGACCUCGACGACGGCUCUCGCUGCCGUGGCUCCCUUUGGCCAGUGCGGCGGCGUCAACUACAAGGGCGACAGUGCCUGCGCUUCUGGCUCGCACUGCGUCAAGUACAACGACUGGUACAGUCAGUGUAUUCCCGCUGCUAACACUGGUGGCAACACUGGUGUCAAGCCCGCUGCUUCUCCUUCUCCUUCUCCCUCUUCAGCUGCUGGCUCUGGUGGCAACUCUGGUGUUAAACCCACUCCUUCCCCGUCUCCGGCUACCGGCUCUGGCGGAAACACUCCUGCUCCCAACGUUGCUGGCAGCGGCCGCAACGGCGCCAAAUGCAGUCUUGAUGCUGCCUUCAAGGCCAAGGGCAAGAAAUAUGUUGGUGUUGCCACUGAUCAAUACACUCUCAGCGCGGGCAAGAACAAGGAGAUCAUUGUCGACAACUUUGGCUGCGUCACUCCUGAGAACAGCAUGAAGUGGGAUGCCACUGAGCGUAGCGAGGGACAAUUCACUCUCGAUGGUGCUAAUGCCCUUGUCUCCUUCGCCACCGGAAACGGCAAACUCAUCCGCGGUCACACUACCGUCUGGCACUCUCAGUUGGCUUCAUGGGUCACUCAGAUCCGUGACAAGGCCAAGCUCGAAGAGGUCAUGGUUAACCACAUCAAGAAACUCGUUGGUACUUAUGCUGGCAAGAUCUACGCCUGGGAUGUUGUAAACGAAAUCUUUGACGAGCAAGGUGGCUUCCGAUCCAGUGUCUUCUACAACGUCCUCGGUGAAGGCUUUGUCUCUACCGCUUUCCACGCUGCCCACCAAGCCGAUCCCCUCGCCAAGCUUUACAUUAACGACUACAACCUUGACGGCGCAAACUACGGCAAGACAAAGGGUAUGAUUACCCACGUAAAGAAAUGGAUUGCCGACGGUGUUCCUAUUGACGGCAUCGGCUCCCAGUCCCACCUCAGCUCCCCAGGCACCCUUUUCCCCAUCUCUGGUGUCCCUGCUGCUUUGAAGGCUCUUUGCGAAGCCGCUCCCGAGUGCGCGGUAACUGAGUUGGAUAUCAACCACGGUAAGCCCGCUGAUUGGGUCACCGUCUUCGACGCUUGUGCCGAUAUCAAGAACUGUGUCGGUGUCACUGUUUGGGGUGUUUCUGACACCAACUCUUGGAUCGGUGCUGCCGGUGGACCUCUCCUGUUUGACGGGUCCUUCAAGGCCAAACCGUCUUACAACGAGCUUUGCUCCGCUCUCGCUUAA